UGUUCGCCUUGGCAUAAGCUUGCUCCGGAGUCGCCACUCUCUCUCUGUCUAGCACUCUCUCUCCCCGUCUCUCUCUGGCGCUCUCUUUCGCAAGCUUUCGUGCUCGCUUGCAACGCGUUCGUACACGUUCGUUCGCGUUCGCUCGUGUUGGCUCGCCUUCGCCAGUGUGGGUUGUCCGUUAUUCAAGUGUGUAUUGGUGUAGGUGUGUGUGUGUGUACGAGCUUGUCUGUGUGCUUUGUCGCACGCUGUUUUGUUGUUGCCCGCUGGACAAAAGCUGCCGCGCUGCGGCAGCGACGCCGCCGAGAGCAGCGGCAGCGAAGACGCGCUCGCCGCUAAAACGUCGCAAGUAGUCGCGUACUUCCGCCGUUACCGUUAGCACCACACACAAAACGGAGCUGCUAACCGCUAGACUACAAACGCCGCCAAAAACCCAAAAAACAAAAAAAUAAACACCGCUUCUUACCGUUAGCCGUCGCGGCCAAUCCAACCAACUCCCCGAAAACAAAAGCCAGUAAACAACAAAACAAGAAAUAUAAACCAAAUUACAUACUCAACUUAAUCAAAAAUCCAUGCAUAAACACACUUUGUGCAAUUUUUUUCAAGUGUCUCGCCGUGUGUUAUCAGAGAAAAAAAGAGAAUAAAUAAAUACAGAAUCCAAUUGGUUUUCACACAUACAGCCCUCGAAAAGCCAAUUGGGUUUCCACUUUUCUCCCCCCUACAAAUGAAGCCGCGUGCGUUUGUGACAACAACAACAACAACAACAAAACUGCCAAACAAACAACAAAUCCUUUAGGAAAUCGAAAUCAAGAGCGCCGCCGUGGAAAAGGUUCCUAAACUCCGGUUAAAACAACAGAUCACAAAGAGCAAGAGAAACCCCUAGUGACAAGUGUUUUACUAAAACCCGAUACUUUUUUUUUUUUGAAAAUGGCAGCCCUGGAAAAGCCCCGAAAAACCAAACUGAAACUGUCUGAUUAGAAAAUUCGUAAGCUAGAGGAUUCCAAUUAGUGAAUGUGUGAGAUUUUUUUUCAACCAAAACAAAAAAAGGGAAGAGAACGAGGCACGUGCAAUAUAAAUAAUUGAGGAGCAGAGGCAGAGGAGUAGUGAAACAAUAACCUAAAGACCUUAUAGACGAGAUCGGCAGGACAUUGCCCUUCGCCGGGUUUGUGUGCCUGUGUCUGGGAAGUUUUAAAAACACCUUCGGAAACUGGAAACAAAAAUGAGAAUUAAAAUGCCCGCGGUUCGAAUUGCACAAGAUUCCGACUCCACAGAGAACGAUGCCGUGGCCACACAGGACAUCCUCACGUGCGGCGCCUGCCAGAAGGCGUUCGCCCUCUCGGACAUUCUCAAGUUCAUCCAGCACAAGGUGCUGCAGUGCAACAAGGAGAACUACGGCCAGUGCGCCACCCAGAAUCCGCAGAUGGAUCGCGACGCGGAGGAGGGUCGCCCGCUCAGCCUCGUCAACCGCCGCCCCUCGAUCUCCGCCCCCAUUUCCGGCCGCAAGUCCGCCCCCGCGUCGGCGGCAGCAGCGGCGGUCGCCGCGGCAGCGGCAGCAGCAGCGGCGGCAGCAGCGGCGGCGGCGGCCAGCAGCACGGCCAGCGGCUCCAGGAUACACACACCGCCGCCGAGUCCGGCGGACCUGCUCGCCGACGGAGCCAGCAGCACGCCCAAGCGGCUAGUAGAUGAAAACGACAAUACCACGCCCAAGGACAGCGAGACGGGCGCCACCACCCUCGACUCGAACGCCGCCCCCUCCAGUCCGGCGGCCAUCGAGCGCCAGUCCUCCGGCGACAGCAGCUGCGAGCUGGAGGAGCAGGACCGGCGGGAGCAGCAGGCCAAGGUCAAGCAGGAGCCCUACGAGGAGGAAGCCCACAACCAUCACCACGAUGACCGCGACGACGACGACGAGGAGGAGGAGGAGGAGGAGCGCUCGCUGGCCAAGCGGCCCAAAAUGGAGCUGGUCGAUGCCGAGGCCAACACAGUCCACACAGAGCCCAGCAACUACACGUGCUCCACGUGCAAAACCCGCUACACCUCCGCCUGGCGCCUCAUCCAGCACGUCCAGCACUCGCACGGCGUGAAGAUCUACGUGGAGAGUCCCGGCAGUGGAGGCGGUGGUGGUGGCGGAGCCACCCUGACGGUGGCCACGCCCGCCGCCCUCAACAACAGUGCUCUGGCCCUGGCCGCCGCCGCCGCCGCAGCCGCUUCCGCCUCCGGCCUGGCGAGUCCACAGCCCGCAGUUAGCCCCAAUCCGAGCUCGAAUCCGCAUCCCAACAGCGCAGCCACAUCGGCGGGCAAGCGGAGCAGUCCGGUGGCAGCCGGAUCGGCCAUUCUGUCCAACAACUCGGUCAGCUCCACUUGCUCCAACUCGCUGGUGAACACCAGCGGCGGCAGCAUCAGCAACACCAGCAGCAUUGGCUCACCGCAGCAGCAGCAGCAGCAGCAGGCACAGCAGCAACAGUUGCAGCUGCAACAGCAGCAGGCACAGCAGCAACAGCAGCGCGUGCAGCAGCAACAGCGGGAGAACCUGGCCUCCGCCAUGGCCGCCGGCAUGCGUCACCAUCCGCUGCUGCCGCCGCCGGAGGCGAUGCACGCCAAUCCCUUCCAGCUGCUGCGGAUGCCACUGCCGCCGGCGCUGGCCCAGGCCGGAAAUGUAGUUCCUACGGUGGCGCCGCUCUUCGGCCGCCCCUCGCCCGCCGAUCACUACCGCAUGGAGCAGCUGGUCAGCGAGCAGUUCCGCCACCAUGGCUUCAAUCUGGCCGCCGCCGCAGCCGCCGCCCAGGCGCAGUUCAAUGCCAACGGCCAGGUGGUGCCCGGUUCGGUGGAGCCGCGUCCCCCGUCCUCCAGCAGCAGUGGCAGCCAGCGGGGAUCGGUGCCACCGGCAGCACUGCCGCCACCGUCGCUCAGCUCCCAGCAGCAGCAGCAGCAGCAGUCCGUGCAGCAGCAGCAAUCCGUGCAGCAGCAGCAGCAGCAAACGGCACAGCAGCAACAGCAGCAGGGUGUGCAGCAGGCGCAGCAGCAGCAGCAGCAGCAGCAGAUCACACCUGGUCUGGUGGGCGGAGCAGGUGGCUCGCUGAAGCUGGAACCGCAGCAGAUGGAUUUUUACUCGCAGCGAUUGCGUCAGCUUGCGGGCACAACAAGCCCUGGAGCUGGCAGCACUGUUAACUCGAGCUCGCCGAGUCCUCGACAGAAGCAAUCGCCGCACUUCGCGAGCCCCUCGCCCUCGCAGCAGCAACAGCAGCAGCAGCAACAGCAACAGCAGCAACAGCAGCAGCAGCAGUUGCAGCAGCAGCCCCUGGCAGCCAUCCCGCGACCCCAUUCCCUGACUCCGCCCGAGAAGCUGGGCGAUGGCAGCUCGGAGAACGGCAGCCUGGGCCUGAUCCUGGCCAGCACUCCGCGUUCGGCCAGCACGCCGCCCUCGAAGACCGCCGAUGUGCUGCUCCAGGAGCCGGCCAAUUGCUACGCGUGCAGCUACUGCGACAAGAAGUUCCGCUUCGAGAACAACCUGAUCAUCCACCAGAGGACGCACACCGGCGAGAAGCCGUACAAGUGCACCGCCUGCGACUUCGAGUGCUCGCACAUCCAGAAGCUGAUGAAGCACAUGCGGGUGCACCGCAGUCCGGCGGAUGAGCAGGACAACCAGGACAACCAGGACGAUGGCAGCAAUGCCGAUUCGCUGGAGACCAACGAGGCCGACAACGAUGAGGAUCCCAAUCCCGAUGAUUCCGAGGAGGAGCUGGGCGACGGCGACAACGAUCCCGACGGCGAUGGCGACCUCGAUGGCGAGGAUGAGGACGAGGACGAGCUGGAGGAGUGCGAGGACAUGGACUACAAGGCGGAGGACCUCAGUGUGAGCAAUCGCAUCGAUGGCAAGAGUCAGAGUCCCAAGACCACGAGCUCGGGCGCCACCUCGCUGGUGGGCGAGCUGAUGGACAAGUUCGGCCUCUCGAACAUUGCCCAGUACAGUGAGGCCUACAAGCAGGCGCUGCAGGAGUCCGGCCGCAAGGAGGCAGCCGCUGCCGCCGCCGCCGCCGCCGCCGCAGCCGCGGACAACAACAAUCGCGGCGCGGGUGCACCGCUGAGCGACAAGCUGAACGGCCUGCCCGUGGCUGCACUGCGUCUGCGCGAUGAGUUCGCCAAGAACUGCAACAUGUUCCAGCAGCCGCAGGACGGCGGGGCACCCUCGCAGGUCCCCCUCUUCAAUCCCUUCCCCAAUCCCUUCGAGCUGAGCAAGCGCAUGAAGAUGGACGGCGGCGACUGGUGGGGCAUGUCGCAGGCCCUGCACCGCAACGAGGCGCUGUUCGAGAACCUCAAGCUGAAGCCGCUGGGCCUGGGCGGGGCCAACUCGCUGAUCCAGGGGCCGCUGCUCAAGAAGGAGAGCCGCCAGCGCAACGACACCUGCGAAUUCUGCGGCAAGGUGUUCAAGAACUGCUCCAACCUGACGGUUCACCGGCGCAGCCACACCGGCGAGAAGCCGUACAAGUGCGAGCUGUGCUCCUACGCCUGCGCCCAGAGCUCCAAGCUGACGCGGCACAUGAAGACGCACGGCCGGACCGGCAAGGAUGUGUACCGCUGCCGCUUCUGCGACAUGCCCUUCAGCGUGCCCUCGACGCUGGAGAAGCACAUGCGCAAGUGUGUGGUCAACCAGGGCAAGGCGGCCGCGGCCGCCAAUGCGGUGGCCGCUGCCCAGGCGGCCCAGGCUGCCGCCCAGCACAUCCAGGCCGCUGCCCAGCAGGCGCAGGCCGUACAGGCUCAGGCGGUCCAGGCCCAGGCGGCCCAACAGUCGGCGGCGGCGGCGGCGCAACAGCAGCAGCAGCAGCAGCAACUGUCGCCCAUGGGCGUUGUGGGCUAUCCGCCGCAGUUCGUGGGCGGACACAAUCUCUCACUGCCGGGCAGCGUGAGCGGGGACAACGACUCGAACGCCUCCUCCAGCCUGACCGGCGUGCACCCCAUCUCGCUGAAGGAGGAGGCAUGACUUUUCAGUGGCUUCCCCGUGCCGCUGGCGCCACCACCGCCGCUGCAGCAGCAGCCGCUCCAUCCGCAGCAGCCGCCGCAGCCGCCGCAGCCGCAGACCAGUCGCAGUCGCAUCAUGUCGCGCAUCUUCUAAAGGUGUUGAAAAGAUCUAGAACAAUCCAAGGCCCCCUGUAAAUACGACUUUUUUGAAAAAAGCCCCCAUCCAGCUCCUUCCAGGCGACGAAAAAAAACGACCAGAGGCAUUUAAUACCAAAGCAAUAACCGUUAUGUAAUAUAAUUUUAAAGAUUCGAACCUUUUUUUUCUUAAACUAAAACUAAAACUAAAACUAAAAUGGAAAUGAAAACGAAAACAAAAACAAAAACAAAAACAAAAAAAAAACCAACACACACAACACACAAUUUUUUCCAACAUUUUUUUUCGUGCUUGUAAUUUAUAAAUAUACACGAAUAAAUAUAGUAUAUAAAUAUAUACGUAAAUGUAAUAAUGUAAUCGCUUUAGUGAGUAAUUGUGUGGACACACAUUUUCCAGUGUAUUUUCUAGGAGCUAAGUGAGACAAGCGCGGAGAGAAGGAUUUGUAUAAAUUGAGAGGAGGAAACCUACUGCGACUAAAAGUAAAGAAAAAAAAUAUGAAAAAAUUCUGCUCCCAGCGAGCCACAAAAAUAAGCAAAAUUAUACUCUAAACUUAAAGGCAUUACUAUACGAAUAUUAUCGAUGUGGGCGAGUGAAUGAAUAUUUUUUUCAUCGAUGUACAUUUUUUAGUAAAUCUAGAUCCCUAGCACUAAAGACGAACACUUGUAAAAAUCCUAACUCUAACUCUAAUUAUGAUUAUGAUAUCGUAGAUGUAUUCGUUCCCCUUCGAUUUUCCCCCCCAAUUAUUUCCCUUCCAAUUUUCCUUCUCGUUUGAUUCUUUUUUUUUUUUGCCUAGACAUAAUUCUAUUAUUAAAUGUAAUUUAAAUGCGAAAAACGAAAAAUAAUCAAAUUUUUUUACAUACAUAAAUAAAUAUAAAUGUAAAACACAAAUUUUUUUUAAACAAUUUUAGUCGUAAGCUGAGGAGGAGAAUCAUGCAUAAAAAUUGAGGCAGCAGGCAAAUUGAGAGAAGGCGAAGAUGCAAAUUUGUACGUAAAACUUCAAGUGAAAUAUAAGAAAUAUAAGGAAGCAAUUAACGAGAAAAUACCGAAACAACAACAAACAAACAAGAAAAAACGACAAAAACUAGAUUUAGAAGACUGAAGAACUGAGAACGAAAAUUGUUUUCUUGCUACAAAACGAAAAACAAAACAAAAAAAGUGAAUAUAAAAAUAAAAAGACAGAAAAGGACGAAGGGGACGCUAGAGAGCUGGAAAACGGACAAUGAAAUGGAAAGGAUGGAGUUGAAAGGACACGAGAGAGUGCAUUUUUUUAUGAAUUGUUUUUUUGCUGUUGAUUUUCGUUAUUUGAUUGAAACUAAAACAAAAGAUUGAGAUCCAAAAUUUUAAUUAAUAUUUAAUUGUUUGUUUUUGUAGUGAAAAUACCCUUUUGUGAGCAAAAUUCAAAGGCGCGAAAUUAGUUUAAACCUUGUUUUGUUUCGAGUCUCCUCCCCCCAAAAAUCCCACCUGGAAAUCCCCCUACCAAGGCAGUUUGCUCCUGAAUUGCCUUCUUACGGCCGAUUUCCUCCGUUUUUAUCGACGAAGUUUACCGUACAUAAUUUAUGGAAUUCGACAUGUACUAAAUUUAAGAAUGAGGUUUUAAUAUGCAUUAUGUUUCACAUAUAUAGAACAUAUAUAUAAAACGAAAACUGAAUAAACAAAGAUCCAUGAAAAUUGAAAAAAAACCCCACACACGAGUUAUGUUUUAUUUGGCAAUUUUUUCGGUUAACCCACUGGCCAGCACAUUGAUUUCUUCCACAACAAGCAGAGCAGAGGCGCAAACGGCAACCGAAACGAAACGAAGCAAACUAAAACUAUCAUUAAAUCUUAGAAAAUUAAUUGUAGCUAUUAAAAAACAACAAGAAAACUUUAUACUAAAGCGAUUCAGAAACCAGGAGAUUGUCUCAUUUGGCCGAGAGCAAUAGCAAAGAGGGGCGAAUUCCGAACGAAAAACAAGAAUAAAACGAAAAAAAAAAAUAUUUUUCAAAUGUGUGUAAUUUUUUGAAAGUAACAAUAACGAAAAUACGAAAAAGGAAAACAGAAAACCACAAAUUUAAAAAUUAA
This is a messenger RNA of Drosophila biarmipes, 7162 nucleotides long. RefSeq lists its product as uncharacterized. The record is from RefSeq and is a predicted model, not a curated record. Lineage: Eukaryota; Metazoa; Arthropoda; Insecta; Diptera; Drosophilidae. The coding region runs from base 1217 to 4972 and encodes 1251 amino acids. Gene Ontology annotation, cellular component: nucleus. Gene Ontology annotation, molecular function: RNA polymerase II cis-regulatory region sequence-specific DNA binding; DNA-binding transcription factor activity. Gene Ontology annotation, biological process: regulation of transcription by RNA polymerase II. The transcript has 4 exons.